This is a messenger RNA of Esox lucius (northern pike), 3018 nucleotides long. It is a transcript of the gene s1pr1, whose product is annotated as sphingosine-1-phosphate receptor 1. Lineage: Eukaryota; Metazoa; Chordata; Actinopteri; Esociformes; Esocidae. Gene Ontology annotation, molecular function: sphingosine-1-phosphate receptor activity. Gene Ontology annotation, cellular component: membrane. The record is from RefSeq and is a predicted model, not a curated record. Gene Ontology annotation, biological process: angiogenesis; sphingosine-1-phosphate receptor signaling pathway. The transcript is spliced from 2 exons. Bases 346 to 1464 code for a protein of 372 amino acids.
AUGACGAAAAGCUUCGUUUUUCCUAAGCUUCUCAGUCUAUGGGAUCACUGAGCUAACACACAGAACUCAGCCACUGGGAUACAAAUAACCUGAGGAUUUGUGCCAACACAGUUAAUACUUGUAAUGUAUAUUCGCAUUAAUGACGCCUAUUAAGAGGUUUCUUCCUGAUGGAGUCCAAGGAUAUUCUGAGAAUAUCCUGUAGCUCUGAGGAUUAUUUAACUCCAAUGGUAAGGCGUCAAAUUCAAAGGAUUACUGUCACCAGCUGUGUCUUGGUGCAACAGCGCCCCUCACUGGACUAAAUUGUUGACUACAGAAUUUGUGGGAUUUCAAGUUGAAAUCAGAGCCAUGGGUGACUCCAUGUAUUCAGACUUAAUUGCCAGGCACUACAACUUCACAGGGAAGCUCCGGAAAGUUGAGCAGGAUUCCGGGCUUAAAGCAGACUCUGUGAUUUUCAUUAUUGUUUGCUGCUUCAUUAUUCUUGAGAAUGUCUUGGUCCUACUUACCAUUUGGAGGACCAAGAAGUUCCACAAGCCCAUGUACUACUUCAUUGGGAACCUAGCCCUGUCAGACUUGCUGGCUGGAGUGGUGUACACGGCCAACAUCUUGCUGUCAGGCGCCAACACCUACAAACUGACCCCCAUGCAGUGGUUCUUCCGGGAAGGGAGCAUGUUCGUGGCCCUGGCGGCCUCAGUCUUCAGCCUGCUGGCCAUUGCCAUCGAGCGCCACCUCACCAUGCUGAAGAUGAAGCUGCACAACAACGGCAACACGUGCCGCGUCUUCAUGCUCAUCAGCACCGUGUGGCUGAUUGCGGCCAUCUUGGGCGGCCUGCCCAUCAUGGGCUGGAACUGCAUCCGGAGCAUGCCCAGCUGCUCCACAGUGCUGCCGCUCUACCACAAGACCUACAUCCUGUUCUGCACUACCGUGUUCAGCGUCAUUCUCAUGGCCAUCGUGGUGCUGUACGCGCGCAUCUACGCCCUGGUCCGCACGCGCAGCCGCAAGCUGGUGUUCCGCAAGGUGUCCAAUGGCCGCAGCGGUGCCGGCGCCGGCAGCAAGAGCUCGGAGAAGUCCAUGGCCCUGCUGAAGACCGUGAUCAUCGUGCUGAGCUGCUUCAUCGCCUGCUGGGCGCCGCUCUUCAUCCUCCUACUGCUGGACGUGGCCUGCGAGAUCCGCCUGUGCCCCAUCCUCUACAAGGCCGAGUGGUUCCUGGCCCUGGCCGUGCUCAAUUCUGCCAUGAACCCGCUCAUCUACACGCUCACCAGCAACGAGAUGCGCCGCGCCUUCCUGAAAACGCUCCUGUGCUGCAACGUGUGCGCCCGGCCCACCGGCAAGUUCUCCCGGCCCAUCAUGGGAGCCGAGUUCAGCCGAAGCAAGUCCGAUAACUCGUCCCACCCUAACAAGGACGACCCGGAGUACUCGCCGCGGGAGAACAUCGUGUCCUCUGGGAAUAUCACCUCCUCCUCCUGAAGGACUCUCCGGAGCAUUAAGUGAGCAGUAGCUUGAACGCUCGUGCCUCGAUCACACCCGCAGCCUGUUUGGGUUUUGGCACAACCGGAGGUACAUCCAUUCCCACUCUCCCGGUGUUCUAUGUGGUGCAUACACUGGACUCGUCCACUGUGAGGAUUUCGCUGUCCCCUUAGGAUAGCUUGGCAGACAUGGUCGCAAAGGGAACUUUUGUUGCACACAUCCAGAUGCACAAGGAUGAUGUAGGUGUGAUUGAGGCGUCAGGGAACGAGGACGUAUAAAUGUGUGUACAUUGUGUAUAUAUGUAUGUUGUAAAAGUGGGGUGUGUUUGUAUGUGGUUUUGUUGCCCUGUGGUUGUGUUUAUGGAAAGUGUGUAAGUUCCCUCUUCAGUUUGCCUCAAAGACAAGAGUGUUUGUCUUUGAGGCAAUUGGAAUUACUCCGAAAAAAAAGGGUUAAACUGGAAGAAAGUGGGUCUCUCUGGACAUCCAGUUGCCCAUGCCAGACAGUAGAAAUCUGCAGUGAUGCAGUUUGGUUCCUCCACUCCUCACAACUUGAGGCCUGUGAGCACUGAACUGAAUAUUUUCACAUUUAAAAGACAAUGUCAUGUGGAAGCACUUACACUACAGCACCCAAACCAUAAACCUGACUUUUCAGUAUUAUGAAUUCAACCACAUUCUUUUUCAGAUUGAGAGGAAGCCUUUUCAGACAAAGGUAUUUUUGUUAUUAGUAAAGCACUUGUUGUGCAAGUGCUAAUUAAGAACCAUCAACAAAUUAUAGGUGUUUACUGAUUCUCUAAGGCGUUGAUGAAUGUGUGACAAUAGUUUGUAGCACUUAUUGUUAUUAUUGAAAUAUUUAAGAAAUAUCAUUAAUGAAGUGCUGUAUUUCUUUCUACUUAACUCUGAAGGCAACUACAAUGUCAGUUCCAGCCCACAAUUGAGAAUGUAUGUUGUACUUUUCAUUUUUUUUAUUUCACUCUUAUUGGAAAAAAGUUAUCUCUGUAGCAAUGCAAUGUAGUUGCAAUAAUAAUUUAUAUUCAAAACAGUGAAACGGUGUUAUUUCUUCUUUUUGAUGUGUGAAAAAUGCCAAGAACAUUCUGUUUUAGGCCCUUCAUUGAAGUUAUUGUUAGCUCCAGCCUUUCAAUGUGCGCAUGUUUGCCUGUCCCCUUGAAACAUCCUUUCUUGUGAAACCUAGCAGGCCUGUGGAGUAGGGAUGGAUAUGAAGCACCAAUAGAUGAAAACUGACAUAAACAGACAAACAGCACUAAUCCCUCCCAACCCCUAUGAAUGUUCUAUAAUGAAAUAAGGGAAUAUAGAUCUUACAGUGGACACAUCAAUUAGACCACUGGAAUGGUGCUAUGGACCCCUGGAUUUGUUCCGUUAAUAAACAUAUGUUGUUUAGGACUGUUCAACACCCACAGCACUUGAAUGGCAGUGCAACAGCUCUUAAUGGGGGUCAAUUGAUCACAUUUUGCCAAACUCCCCAAUUUAAAGUUUGCACAAGUUUUGGUUUGUAUUUUGGUUAGCUGUUAAUAUGUUAAUAAAAAUAGCAUUUUUUGAA